AUGCCAUUCGUCAACGUUGCAGGGGAUGUUAAUCUCUUUUACGAGAUCAAGCCUACCACCUCAGCCCUUCAAGCCACCACCCCCUGGCUACUUAUCCUUCACCCACAAUUCCUCGAUAUCUCAUUUGUUUAUCCUUACGUCGACGGGCCAGGUCAACUACUCGAACGAUUCAAUAUCAUCCUAAUUGACUUCCGUUCUCAUGGCCGCACGCAAGCAAAAGUCUCGCCAUCCUGUGAUCUCUGGACCCUGGCUGCCGAUCUGGCCUUCGCACUCCACAAGCUCAAUCUGCCUCCUGUUCACCUUCUGGCUACCGAUCCACUCGGCGCCGAGGUAGCAAUCCGUUUCAGUGGCUUGUUUGCCAGCCUCGUAGUGAGCGUUUGUAUGUGUACCAUGCCACCCUCUCAAGAGGAAGGAUUUGUCAGCACUGCAUUCCAAGCCGUCAUGGGAUCCUGGACGAAUCCAGAGCUUCCUGAAGAUUGGGAUGCUUCUGUCUCGGCGACACAAUGGUGGCUGUAUGGGCCUCGAUCGACUUAUUGCUCUUUGGAUGUCCUGGACGCUUGGGCUGGCGCGUUGAUCCGUCGAUAUCCUCCCUGCAAGGCAACACUUGCGCUCGGUUCUUGUGUUGCCUACGUAGAGCGUGAGACACCUCCCUCGUCAUUGGCACCCCUGCUCAAGGCACCCAUGCUGGUGCUACACGGCGAUUUCCAGAAUAUCUACGAUUGCCCCGGUGCUGAGCGCAGGUUUAAUGAAUUCAUCAACCUUCCCCCUCCGAGUAGUUUCAGAGUUAUGAAAGAUACCCCCCUUCAAAUGUUUGACACGUUCCCUGAACGAGUGAAGGAACAGUAUUACCCGUGGAUCGACAAUCUGCUUGCACAACAAACAAUCAUCCCAGCUGAGCCCUCUGCUACAAUAUCGACGUUGUUCAAUCCUAGCGAAGCUCUGAAACUACUGGCCGAACUACUCGGUGACCCUUCGGUUGCUUCUCGCGACCCUCACACCAGCGACAGUUUCUAUGCUCUUAGUGAUGAAAAGAUAUCGAGCAACGCGGAACGAAUUCGAACUCUGGAAAGCAAUCAGAUCAGCAAAUUUUCUAUCUUAGGAGGUGGUGCACCUGAAUCUUGGACUGGUGCUUCAUUUGAGGAGCAAAAUCCAGAGAGGUUUUCAAAACGCAUUCAAAAAAGUGCUGGCGAGGGUGGGACAAGCAUGGUUGAGGAGAUUAUAUUGGCUAUCACCGAAUCAACGGCUGAAGACGACUUGUUAUGA
This is a messenger RNA of Puccinia triticina, 1263 nucleotides long. RefSeq lists its product as uncharacterized. The transcript is spliced from 7 exons. The record is from RefSeq and is a predicted model, not a curated record. Lineage: Eukaryota; Fungi; Basidiomycota; Pucciniomycetes; Pucciniales; Pucciniaceae. The coding region runs from base 1 to 1263 and encodes 420 amino acids.